This is a messenger RNA of Stylonychia lemnae, 957 nucleotides long. The record is from the annotation of a GenBank genome assembly. Lineage: Eukaryota; Ciliophora; Spirotrichea; Sporadotrichida; Oxytrichidae.
AUGCUGCAAUCAGCUAUGGAUGACCUCAAAUGUCCCAAAUGUUUAAUCAGAUAAUCUAACGACCUUAACUCCCUGCUGAAUUCGAAUGAACCUCUAGUUAAGUUUGCUCACUCAAUCAAAUGCCCUCAUUAUUUGUAAUUAUUUCAACUUUAACUAGACACUAGAUGCAUUAACUGCUUAAAUGAUCUCUACAGAACUGUGUCUCAAAAGCAACAGAUUAAGUGCUAUACUUGCCAAACCUUCCUAAAAAAAUCAGAUUAUACUGAGUAGACUAUUGAGGAGUAUUAAUUCGAUAGAGAUUUCAAAAUCAGAGAUAAGAUAAUGAAAAUUUACAACAAAAAGCGGAUCGAUUUUCCAUCCUUAGACCAAUACUAUCAGUACCUAGAAGAUGUAGAAGAUAAAAUUUAGAAACUGAUAGAUGGAGAAGAAGUAGAAAGAAUAGAUAAAGAGAUAUUGGAAUACAAAAAAAGAAAUAAAGACUAGAUAUCUAUAGCUAAUCUGAAAAAAGAGGAGCAGUUAAAGGCAUUGCAACUUAUGAUCAAAAUAGAGAAUCAAAAACUAAAUCCAUUUUCUUAUCGAGACAAUCUAGACUCAUUAGAAUUGGAGAAGGCAAAAUAGCUGAUAACUGGAUUCAAACUUGAUGACAUAGAUUAUUUAGGUGAAACUUAAGCCCAGAUCGACGAUUAAGUACAAAUGCUAAUAGAUCAGCAAAGUGCCCAGAAUCCAUCUGGCUAGAACCAACAAUAGCAGCCAAAAUUUAUUGAACCUUAUCUAUACACUUUGUAUAGGACUGAAAUGCCAAGAGAAAUAGAGUAUCAAAAAAUGCCAUCUACCAAUUUAGAAUUAUAAAGGAAGGCAGGAGGGGGUUUGAUGAGACUGCCAAGAACUGAAACAUAUAAACUAGCUAAUCUACACAAUGAAAGAGCAGCUAAAAUUUUUAAAUCAGGACUAUUUUGA